This is a messenger RNA of Pieris napi, 4484 nucleotides long. Its product is annotated as tenascin-like. NCBI's taxonomy places the organism in Eukaryota, Metazoa, Arthropoda, Insecta, Lepidoptera, Pieridae. The coding region runs from base 81 to 2732 and encodes 883 amino acids. The transcript has 8 exons. The record is from RefSeq and is a predicted model, not a curated record.
UUUACUGUCUCCUUUGAUCACAUUGUUUUCAUCUCUCCUUCCAUUUGGUAGUGUCGACAGGACAAAAUUAAAAGUGAAAAAUGUGCUUAAAAUUAUUAGUGAUUUUCAUGUUGAGUUGUGAUGUAUUUGUAGAAAGUUUAAAAGCCGGAUCACCCGGAGUUUGUGUAGUUAAAUCAAGUGCGCGCAAGACACGAGCAAAGCCGAUACACGUCGCUAUUAACAAAUGGUGUGGGAAGAAGAAAUGUGUCGUAAGAAGGACUAAGUUAGAGACAUAUCUAGCAUGGAGAACACAAACCGUCUGCUGCAGCGGUUGGCAAUAUAACGAAAACAACUCAUGUGCACCCCUCUGCAGUACCGGCUGCAAUGGAGGCCGCUGCACCGCUCCCGACACCUGUACUUGUGACCCUCCAGCUGUCACCCACCCUGAGCACAAGAACACUUGUAUAACCCCUCAAUUUAACCCUCCCUGUGUUAAUGGCCAGUGUAUCAAUGAUACAUGCGUUUGCCAAGACAACUACGAGAAGUUGAACGGAACACAUUGUUACCACUGUGAGCCAGGGUUCACUUUAGCAGCAAACUUUACAUGUGUGAAGUGCCAGUGUGAUAAUGGUAGCUGUGUUGAUAAUACUUGCGUUUGUGAUACGGGAUUUGUCUUGAAGGACAACCUUUGUGAACCUAUUUGUGAGGGGUGCAAUGGACGAUGUAUACGCCCAAACUUUUGUCAAUGCCAAGACGGGUAUACAUAUGCAAACGGCAAGUGUGAACCAAUUUGUAAUAACUGUAAUGGGACAUGUGUUAGUCCCAAUGUGUGCCAAUGUUUUGAUGGGUAUAUCAAUGUGGGAGGCAAAUGCGCACCUCAGUGUAAUUGCGAGAAGUGUCUAGCACCAAAUGUAUGUAAUUGUUCAGAUGGUUAUAGGAGUGAUAAUGGAACUUGUGUGCCUAUAUGUACCGAGUGCGUCAAUGGAUAUUGUUCAGCCCCCGAUGUAUGUUCGUGUAACGAAGGUUUUAUGAAGAAUAGUGACGGUGUGUGCCAGGCGUGCUCAGAAGUUUGUACUUGCAAUGCUAAUGGGGAGUGCCUUGAGGAAAUAUGUCGAUUGUACGGGCGAAGACGUAAACCUGUUUGUUGUGUCGGAUACACAUAUGAUAGUAGCAGUAAUUCCUGCCGUGCAAAAUGCAAAGACGGCUGUAUCAAUGGUACGUGCGUCACAAUAAACAACUGCGUCUGCACACCACCAUUAGUCCUUCUCAAUGGGAAUAAAUGUGUUAGCCCCAUUUGCGACCAACCCUGUACCCACGGACAAUGUACUUCAAGAAAUGUCUGUACUUGCGAGACAGGAUAUGCACACGUCGAUCAGUUUACAUGCAAACCAGUUUGUGACCCAACCUGUGAAAAUGGAAAAUGUGAAGCCCCAAAUAUAUGCACUUGUACCGACGGCUAUACAUUAGUCAACAAAACUUGCCAACCUGUAUGUAACGAAUGUAAUAACGGCGAAUGUAUCGCUCCAAACGAUUGUAAAUGUAAUACAGGAUAUACGAAACAGGAUAGUAUCUGCCUGCCUGAUUGCCAACGUCCUUGCGUUAAUGGAAUUUGUUCUGGACCUGAUAAGUGUUCAUGUGAUGUCGGCUUUGCUAUCAACCCUUUGGAUAGAUUUAAUUGCCAACCGGUCUGCGAAACACCAUGCGUUAACGCUACGUGCGUUUCUCCCGGCACGUGUUCUUGUUUCUCUGGAUAUUUGCCGCUUAAUGAUACAAUCUGUACACCAAAAUGUGACGACUGUAUACACGGAGAUUGCAUAGCUCCAAACGAAUGUAGAUGUCAUAAAGGCUAUGUUUCAGAAAGUGGUAAAUGUGUGCCGAAAUGUGACGGUUGUAGUAAUGGCAUAUGUACAGCUCCAAACACCUGUGAUUGCGAUAAUAGUUAUAACCUUUCCAAUGGCACCUGCAAGCCAGUUUGCAAUCCUGAAUGUGUUAAUGCAAUGUGUGUUGGACCAAAUCAAUGCAGAUGUUUUGAAGGAUUCCAAAGUAUCAAUAGCUCAACUUGUAAAAGACACUGUGAUAACUGUAAAAAUGGAAAAUGCUUGGAAGGCAAUUACUGCUUUUGCAACGAGGGGUACAGUUUGGUGAAAGGGGUUUGCACUCCAAGCUGUUCUUUGCCUUGCGUGAACGCAAGAUGUGCGGCACCGAAUACUUGCGAAUGUCUGGAAGGCUAUAAACGAAAUGAGACAUCACCUAAUAGCUGUUUCAAAGCCUGCAUCUGUGAAAACGGGAGAUGUAUCGAAGAUGAAUGUAUUUGUGAUGCUGAUUACGAGAUGUUGGGUGGCAAUUGCACUGAGAUUAGACCAGUGGAAUGUAAAACUUGUGAGGGAGAGUGUACGGAUGGCAUAUGUUGGUGCAAGAAUGGCAAGCCAUGUUACCGUUUAGAAGAGCCAGCUGAAGUUGGAGCGCCUACAAAAUUGGCAGGUCUGGAGCUGGGCUGGCUCCUUGGUGGAGUUGUGGGGUUGGCAUUACUGACUUUGGUGAUAAUAGUGAUGGGUCACAUUUGGCGGAAGCGACGAGAAUACGGCGCGAAGGAAACUGAAACAGGUGGCAACGAAAUCGGCAGCGUUGUAUACACAGUACCUGAUACGCUGUUAACUAGAAGACCAGGAAGUAUCGUGAACGUCUACGGCGAAAACGAAGAUGAAAACGAAAGUGUGAACGAACCUCUACGACCGAUGGACGACGCCUUAUAGUACUAGUAUUAGGGUUUAUUAGAAAUAGUAUUCAUUUUAUUCUUAAUUAUGAAAGUGCUGCAUUUUUUAAUUAUGGAAUAAUUGUUGAACGUCUUGCAUAAGGCAGAGUCGCUUAUAAAGAGUUAACGAAUAAUUAAGUUAUUUAUAUUAAGAAGUUCAAUAUUAUCAAAGUUUUCUACUGUAAUAUGCUCUCUUAAACCUAUCAUGGUCGUUAAAUUGAAGCGAUCUUUUUUGGCUAAACGUCAAAUUAAAAGGCUUUUUAUGGAUCAGACGAUCAGUGUGUGCAAUCGGAUAGCUACAGCCUAUUUUAGAAAUCUGUAGGCCGUAGUCAAAAAUCCAAACAUAUUACCCAAAUAAUUGGUUAGAUUAUAUAAAAUAAUAACCAACGUCGUUAAAUGUUGCGCCCCUUAUACUUGCGCCUCAUAUAUGGCGGGUGUAUUACUUCUUUAGAGAGAAUUGGUAAACACCAUAGAGUAGAAGAUAAGUUUAUUAUAAUUAUUGAUGGGACGUAAGUGAUCUUUACUAAAGUAUGUGUCCCUUAAUAGAACAUACAUUUCUGUUUUUUUUGAUAAUUUUUGUUAUAAUAAGCAAGUAGGCAUUUUGUUACAACAAUUCUUUUGGAUUGAAUCAAAUCCAAAAGAGUUGCUUUUCGCCGGAAAGCCAACUUCCGGACAAUUCAGACCGUGCCUUGCGUUCGUAAUUAUAAAAUAAUUCUAUAUAAAAUAUUGCUCUAAUGAUAUUUUUCUACUUUGUAUGUACUUUUUUCUAUCGAACCAUAUUACAACGCUUUCUAAAGGUGUUUUUGAUAUAUAAAUAUGUAAGUUAGUGACUCGUAGCUGUGCACAAAUCUUGAUUUAUACUAAAACAAUAGACGUUAAAUAAUACUUUUUUUAAUUACAGCGUCUAAGAAUUACAACUAAUUUCUUGGGCUCUAUAAUUUAUGCCCAGUUCAUCAUGUUUAAUUAUACUUAGGUAUAUCCGUACUUCCUUCGUGGCGUGUUGGAGCGCUUAGUCUAUUCAGUGUGAUCAGAGAAUCUUCGUUUUGAGCAUACUUACCAUCUCAUAAGCAGUAUAUUCACAUAAAAAAAGUACAAAUCUCAAGUACAAACUAAACGUUACUACAGGAGAUUUUUGAGUCCUCAUUUCUAUCUGUUUUCUUCUCAACUCAUCCUUUUUGAAUUAAGUGUCAUAUUUCAUAACGAUAGUUUUAAUAUUAUUUAUUAUGUGUUAAUAAUAAGAUUAAGGAAUGCUAUUUAAUAGCCAGUGUACAUAAAAUAAGAAAGAAGAUAAUUUUUAAAAUUUGUUAAUUUUAUUUUCACGUCUUAAGAUGUUUGUGCGCACCAAUACGUGCAUAUUAUAUCUUAUUUCGGCCAUACAAUGGCGAUAAGAACUUGGAGAAACUGAUCGUGGUUGGCAACAGGCAAAAGAUAACGUGGCCUUUCACCAACCAGAUAGACUGAUCAAGUGAAAGUAUCAUCAACACUAUGCACUGUUAUAAGACAUGCGCUGGACAGAAACCGGUGGAAACAGAUUGUCCGCUGUAGAUGUUUCCUUCCUCACCACGUUGCUCAGACAUGAGCUACCGACUGCAGAGAAAUGUGUGUCAUCAUUCAUUAUUAAUCUUUCAGAAAGAGAUAAACUGCCAGUAGAAAGGUGUCUUUGAUUUUCAAUAACAGAUUACUUUCAAUACGACAUAUUUUUAUUUUUUUAAUCAAAUUGUACUUUCUUUGAAUAAACUGAAAAGCUACUGCA